Molecule: messenger RNA, 1215 nt
Organism: Neurospora tetrasperma FGSC 2508
Lineage: Eukaryota; Fungi; Ascomycota; Sordariomycetes; Sordariales; Sordariaceae
Exons: 1
Coding region: 169-831 (220 amino acids)
Source: RefSeq, a predicted model, not a curated record
CUUAUAACCAUACGCUCUUUUCACACCUGCUUCAUCCAACCUUUGUUUUCAACCAUCAAGUCAUUCGCUUUUUUCGACGUCAGUCAACUACACUCGCUCAACACGAUUAAUCGUCUCGAACCUACCUAAUUACACAUAUCCAACCAAAAAACCAAAACAACCGCCAAUAUGCGUUCCACCACCACCCUCCUCCAGGCUCUCUUCGCCUCCUCUGCUCUGGCCAUCCAGAUCACCAGCCCCAAGAAGAACGACGUUAUCGACCCCUCCUCGGGCGUCGAGGUGACCUGGAGCACCGUCAGCACCGACCCCAAGUCCGCCCACUUGGUCCUCGUCAACAUGGCCAGCGGCCACACCCCUUACUCCAAGGACCUCGGUGCCGUUGACCUGACCAAGGGCUCCGUCAUCAUCUCCGAGAAGGACGUCCCCAACGACUCGGACUUCCAGUUCAACUUCCAGUCCGUCGACCCCCUCAACCAGGGUAUCCUCGCCCAGUCCGAGCAGUUCGAGGUCAAGAACUCCGACGACGACAAGAAGGAGACCACCAAGAGCGCCGCUGCCACCCAGACCACCGCCGCUGCCACUCUUGUCACUGCUUCCGACUCGGCUGCUGCCACCGCCACCUCCGGUGCUGCUUCCUCCGAUGACGAGAGCUCCUCCUCCGCUGCUGUCUCCGUCAGCGGCGCUUCCACCCUCGCCACCGUCACUGGCUCUGCUACUGUCACCGCUUCCGGCACUGCCUCUGCCACUCACGCUCCUACCGCCGCUGCUGGCAAGGUCGAGAGCGGCUCUCUCCUCGCUCUCGCCGUCGGCCUUGUUGCCGUCCUUGCUUAAGCGACCGACCUACCUAGACUGGGUAGUCAGGGCACCGAUUGAUGGGCCGUCAAGUAUCUAGGAUGUUCGUAGUGGGUAUCAGUUCUCUGAAAUCCACCUCGUACAUCCUACCCGCCCAUCAAUUGGUGUGACAAUAAACAAGGGAGGAUGGAUGGAUAAUGUCAACAAAGUGGGUUGUUGCUUGUUGAUGGCAUGAUAUCAGUUGGGGUGUAUAUGUACUAGUUAAUUCUGCACUAGUAUGUAUGGGGUUGUAAUAGAUGUCGUCUGUGUAUGGGGGGAAAGUGGAAGAGAUAGACACGCAUUGGGAUGCCCUUAAUGGAUUACUACUUAGGAAAUAUGCAUGGGAAAGGCGUUUUUGUCUUUUUUUUCGGUUUGGGUUUGUUC